AUGGCUGACCCAGACGCCGAAAUCGCCCACCUCCGCACCAAUCCCUGGGCCAACAACCUCAUCUCCUCACCGGACUACACCGCCAUCCCAACAGACUCACGGCGCUUCAAGCCGAGCACUGGCGAAGACGGCUUCUUCGCCGGAACGCUUGCGACAGCACAGACAAUCCCGCAUCUGGUCACACUGCAACGAACGCAACUCGCCUCCGCACCAAACGAGGUCCCAGCAUGGUUGCCGGCGACGAAAGAUGAUGCGGCGAGCGCCGCAAAGUCCACGCCGGGCGUCAACCCGGCGGAUAUCAUUAUGAUUUUUGAUCUUGGGUCGCCGGGUCUAUCGGGCCAUCCGGCUACCGUGCAUGGAGGGAUUGUUGCGACGCUAAUUGAUGAGGCGAUGUCCUUGGCUGUUGCGGCUCAUACUUCUAGACCUCUACCUGCAGCUACAUCGGCGCCGACGGCCGCCGAGGGUGAGAGUGAUGUGGAGAAGAACCCGCGCGGCAAGACCUUUACGGUGCAGUUGGAUGUGCGGUAUCGGAAGCGGGUGGUUACGCCGGCGCUGCUGGUUGUGCGGAGUAGGGUUGUUGGGCGCGCGGGGAGGAAAUUCUGGGUUCGGGCUCAGGCGGUGCAGGAGGAUGAGGAGGGUGCGGGCGGUCAUUUGGAGUGGGCGAGGAGGAAGGUGGUCAAGGCGGAUGCGAUGGCUUUUUGGAUUGUUACCUCGGAUACCAAGCUUUGA
Messenger RNA from Penicillium lagena, 729 nucleotides. RefSeq names its product PaaI family thioesterase. The record is from RefSeq and is a predicted model, not a curated record. The transcript has a single exon. The coding region runs from base 1 to 729 and encodes 242 amino acids. Lineage: Eukaryota; Fungi; Ascomycota; Eurotiomycetes; Eurotiales; Aspergillaceae.